Molecule: messenger RNA, 3504 nt
Organism: Otolemur garnettii (small-eared galago)
Lineage: Eukaryota; Metazoa; Chordata; Mammalia; Primates; Galagidae
Gene: ARRDC2
Product: arrestin domain containing 2
Exons: 8
Coding region: 1174-2397 (407 amino acids)
Biological process (GO): protein transport
Cellular component (GO): plasma membrane; cytoplasm
Source: RefSeq, a predicted model, not a curated record
CUGGUUAGAGCGUCAGCUCAUUCUAUGGUCACCAGAGGGCGCGAGCGUCACACAGACUAUGGGGAAGCAACUCCACCAGGAAAAUUGUGAGGCUUUUCUCUAGGGAAAUUGAGCUCACUAAGACAUCACGCUCCCGAGGGCAUACCGCGACCCUGGGGAGUUCCCCGCACUCUGCUUUGUCUGUGAGUGGACAGGGGCUAAAGAUCCUCAGAGCGGGCACAAGGUCUGGAGCCAAGUAUUAGUUUGCCAGAGGCUGAAAGUAGGGAAAGGAAUGUCAGGGUAGUAGCAACGGUUUGGGCAAAAGCCUCGAGGCAUGACGGGGUGACUGACAGUAUGUCGGGAAAGGGUUGAUGUCUCGGGAGCGAGGCUUUCGGAAGGGUUCGAGCUGGGGCUGCACAGUGUGAUCCAGGCAUAACCCUCUGAGGUCGGGAGUGAUUUUUUCUCCUGACUCUACAGAUGUGGAAACUGAGACUCCAAGAGUUUGUUACUUGCCCCGGAGGUUACCCAGCAGAGCAGGGUUUGAAUCAGAGGAGGGGGGCUGCAGGCGCCAAAGUUGAGGGCAGCCUCACCUUCUUCCCCCUCCCUCCCUCCCUAUUUGCACUGCGAGGUGGGACAGGCCCGGGGUAGCUGUAGGCUCUCAGGGCCUUAACUAGGACCAGGGAUCUCCACCUCAACUUGGGCAGGUGAUGCCUGAGUCACUUCUGCAAGUGGCAGCCGAUGAGCGAUUAAGCAUAGGGUCAGUAUGCUCUGCUAGGUGACCUCAGGUCUGGGCACUGCCUCCAGGCCUCAGUGUUCCCUCGUUACUCCCGGGGUCCGUAAGAGAUCGGCUGUGGCUGCCACGUUGCUUUCUCCCGGGGUCGAUGACAGUAGGGUGCAGCCCAGGCGGAGCAAGAAUGUUUUACUUUCCUCCACGCCUGGGAGGAGCCACGCCCCUCGUCGCGCUAUUGGCGAAAUCCCUUCCGGGGCGGGGCUGGCAUCUGGCCCCACCGCUCUGCCUGCCGUAUAAAAACGGCGCCGACAACCGGCGCGGGGAUUUUCUGGUCAGUUCGGCGUGUGCGCCUGCGCGCUUUGGGAGUAUUUGGAUCCUGAGGCUGCAGCGUCCGCACCUAGCGCUUCCGAAUCGCGAGUUCGAGGCCAGGGUCUGCAAGUCGUGGGUUCGCACCCCCAGGCACGAUGCUGUUCGACAAGGUGAAAGCGUUCGCGGUGCAGCUGGAUGGUGCGAUCGUAGGCGCUGAGCCCGUGUUCAGCGGCGGCCAGGUCGUGGUGGGCCGGGUGCUGCUGGAGCUAGCGGGCAAGGCGCGCGUGGGUGCUGUGAGGCUGCGCGCCCGGGGCCGCGCCCACGUGCACUGGACCGAGUCACGCAGCGCGGGCUCGAGCACCGCGUAUACGCAGAGCUACAGCGAGCGCGUGGAGGUCGUGAGUUACCGUGCCACGCUACUCACGCCAGACACUGGAGAGACCACGACACUGCCUCCUGGGCGCCAUGAGUUCCCCUUCAGCUUCCAGCUACCCCCGACCCUGGUGACAUCGUUCGAAGGCAAACAUGGCAGUGUCCGCUACUGCAUCAAGGCCACGCUACACCGGCCCUGGGUCCCAGCACGCCGGGCAAGGAAGGUUUUCACUGUCAUCGAGCCUGUGGACAUCAACACACCUGCUCUGCUGGCACCUCAAGCUGGGGCUCGGGAAAAGGUCGCCCGAUCUUGGUACUUUAACCGUGGCCUUGUCUCCCUCUCUGCCAAGAUUGACCGCAAGGGCUACACACCAGGAGAAGUAAUCCCCAUAUUUACUGAGAUCGACAAUGGCUCCACACGGCCUGUGUUACCUCGGGCAGCUGUGGUCCAGACACAGACCUUCAUGGCUCGAGGUGCCCGGAAGCAGAAACGCGCGGUGGUAGCCAGCCUCGCUGGAGAGCCAGUGGGCCCCGGGCGCCGGGCACUGUGGCAAGGCCGGGCACUGCGGAUCCCCCCAGUGGGUCCUUCCAUCCUGCACUGCCGAGUGCUACAUGUGGACUACACACUCAAGGUCUGUGUGGAUAUCCCUGGCACAUCUAAACUGCUCCUGGAGCUGCCGCUGGUCAUCGGCACCAUCCCCCUGCACCCUUUCGGCAGCCGUUCAUCCAGUGUGGGCAGCCAUGCCAGCUUCCUGCUGGACUGGGGGCUGGGGACUCUGCCAGAGCGGCCUGAGGCCCCUCCGGAGUACUCAGAGGUGGUAGCAGAUGAGGAGACAGCAUCCUCAGGGCAGAGCCCCUUCCCACUACUACAGGACCCUGACAUGACCCUUGACAGCCCUUUCUUUGCUUAUAUCCAGGAGUUUCGCUACCGCCCGCCGCCUCUGUAUUCCGAGGAGGAUCCAAACCCAUCUUCAGAGGCCAUGAGGCCACGCUGCAUGACCUGCUGAACAACAAAUAGACACCUCAAGGGACGAGGUUGCAUACUUGCUUUCAGCUGUUGUGAUCAUGGAGAGCAGCUUGAUCAAGGAUUGACCACCCUGAUUGUGCUGAAGUUGGGGAAACUGAAUCUCAGAGUGGAGCAAAGCUGUUCUGAUAUCACAGAGGACAGGAACCAGGCUGGAACCUGACUUAUCUGGAACGUCUGUCUUGUGAGGCAGUGAAUGCCUGGAGAUACUGUUUAACCUGUGUAUGCAGCCUGUGGGCUGUGCUGGGGUCCACUGGGAGCCUUCAGUCUGGGAGAAACAGAGCCAGACAUAGAUAAUUCCAAGUCUUGUGGAACCAGAGUAAGAGACUCGAAGCUAGGGGAGUCCAGAGGAGAAACACAGAAAGGCUUCCUGGAGGAAAAAGCAUUUUAGCUGAGGCUUUGGCGUAUACAUAGGAGCUCAGCAGGUAGACUAAUGAUGAGGAGAAGUUGGAGAAGGUCAGAGCUGAGUGAUAUUUGGAACCCACCCCCUUCAUCUUCAAACUGGGGGUUCAAAGGGCGUGUGCCUCAGUUGAGGCCACACAGUGAAGUCCAGUGGGUGACAGGGCCCAGGAACGAGGCAUUCUGGAAAACAGGUCAUUGGAGCUACGUGGGCCGGCCUGUGGGUAGCAGGAGCAGCGGGUUCUUUGAAGAUUUUGAUAGCCAGGUCCAGGCUGGAACUGCCUGGGACUUCCUCCAAGUACUGUGGGACAUCCAAGUUGUCUGAGUGUUACAUGGCCCAGGAAAUUUAGGUUCAGGGCAGGACAGACAAGACUAGGCAUAUAACUUGCAAAAUGAAACUGUUGGGCUCCCUGUUCAAGAUUAGGAAUCACAAGACAGUGACUACAAAACAUUACACCAGGCCCUAGGGAUAGAGGUCAGCCUGGGGUAACACAGGGGACCAGAGUGCUUCAGGAAGUUACCUGUGUCCUGGAGAAAAGCACUAAGGGGGGCAGCUGGACAAGCCCCUAACUGCAGAGUGCCAGCCCUGGCUAGGGCAGGAUCCCUGCCUGGGACUCAGCAUUUCUGAUAAGCCUUAAGAAAUCAAUCUUCUUUUGUACAAUUAUUUUUUAAAAAUAAAACUGUGGAGAAA